Molecule: messenger RNA, 1554 nt
Organism: Centruroides sculpturatus (bark scorpion)
Lineage: Eukaryota; Metazoa; Arthropoda; Arachnida; Scorpiones; Buthidae
Product: septin-7-like
Exons: 15
Coding region: 66-1421 (451 amino acids)
Biological process (GO): cilium assembly; cytoskeleton-dependent cytokinesis
Cellular component (GO): cell division site; septin ring; microtubule cytoskeleton
Molecular function (GO): molecular adaptor activity; GTPase activity; GTP binding
Source: RefSeq, a predicted model, not a curated record
CGAAAGAUUACUCCAGAAUUUCAUCUUCAAAAUUUUAACUAAAAAUUAAAGGAAAAUCUUUGAAAAUGCAAAAAGGAGAAUUCAAUUAUUCAUCUGCCCGCCGAUAUGUUAUGUCGGCAAAAAGGGAGCUUUUUCGCCAACAGUUAUCUCCUGAUUUGUUAGCCCACAGGAAGAAAAAUGAUGCUGGAGCCGUGAGUCCAACACCCAAAGAAAUGGACGAAGAUUCUGAUUACGUUGGCUUUUCCAAUUUGACAAAUGAGAUUUAUCGGCUGUCGGUCAGACGAGGAUUUCACUUCACUUUAAUGCUUGUCGGAGAAGCGGGAUUGGGAAAAUCUACAUUCCUGAACAAUCUCUUCCUCUCCAAUAUUUACUCCGACGAAUAUCCGAGUCCUUCCGAAAGAAUCAAACCAACAGUGCAGAUCGAGACGACGAAGCUGCAGCUGGAAGAAAAUGGCGUCAAGUUAAAUCUAACGGUGGUGGAUGUACCCGGAUUCGGGGAUUCUUUAAACAAUACUGGAUGUUGGCGUCCAAUAACUAAUUUCAUCAAUGAGAGAUUCGACCAAUAUUUAGAAGAUGAAUCGCGCGUGAAUCGUGAUGUUAUUGUGCCAGACAAUCGGGUUCAUUGUUGCCUUUAUUUUAUUUCGCCUUGUGGAAAUGGGUUAAGACCCUUGGAUGUUGAAGUGAUGAAGAAUUUGCAUGAUAAAGUUAACAUCAUUCCACUUAUUGCAAAGGCUGAUUCAUUUACACCCGAAGAAUGUGCAGCUUUUAAGAAAAUCAUAAUGAAUCAAAUUGCACACCACAAUAUUAAAAUCUACGAUUUUCCAUCCCACGUUCACGGAGAUAACGAAGCUCUUAAUAAUCUUAAGGAAAGACUUCCCUAUGCCAUUAUGGGAAGUAUGUCAUUAGAGGACGUAUCCGGAACCAAAAAAAGAGGAAGAAAAUACCCAUGGGGUACAGCAGAAAUUGAGAACGUAGAACAUUGUGAUUUUGUAGCAUUCAGAAAUUUAUUUGUGAGAACACAUCUGCAAAAUUUAAUUGAUACAACUAAUAAUCAACAUUAUGAAAUGUAUCGAUGCAGAAAACUGAGUGCAUUCGGUAAAGAAGGAAGAAGAUCAUCCAACAAGAAUCCCAUGGCUGAAAUGGAAGAAGAAAAGCGCCAUCAGGAAGCCAAAUUGAAGAAAAUGGAGGAAGAAAUGGAACGGGUUUUCGAGAUGAAAAUAAGAGAAAAAAUGCAAAAAUUGAAGGAUUCCGAAGCCGAACUGGAACGUCGCAACGAGCAGAUGAUUGCGGCUUUAGAAUUUCAAAGAAAGGAUUUGGAGGAAAGACGCCUGAGUUUCGAAAGAGAGAAAAAAUUGGAAGAGUCUAAGUCGAUUCAGGACCAUCGGGACAAAAAGGCAGAAAAGAAAAAACAUUUAUUCUAAAGAAAGAAUUCCCAGGCAUCAAAAUUCAAGCAAAAUUUCCUUAGCGAUUUUACAUUUUUUUUAAAAUAUAAUUCUAAAUUAUAUACUCAGUUAAUAUUCUAUGUUAUUUCUCUUACCAAAAUAAAUUAAUUAC